AGAGUGAAAUUCGAGACGAUAGUUAAACCAGUUGCACGCGGCUGAGAAAACGGAACAGUUUAUUAGUGGAACGAAAGCUAUAGCGAAGCCAUUUUCCUCGACGAACAGUAUUUCUAAGCCAAUGUCGGUUCUUUGGCAGCUUGCUUUUUUGCGAAAAGGGGUCAUUCCGUGUCUAUUUAUGAAUAUCGUCCAGAUAUCAGAACAGAGGAUUGUUGGGGUCAGAGCAUUGACUUGGCUCUGUCAGUCAGAGGGCGGGAAGCUUUAAGGGCAGUUGGCCUUGAGGAGGUUGUGGUCGAUCAUCAUGGUAUUGCUAUGCGUGGUAGAAUGAUACACAAUAAGAAUGGAUCGCUCAAAGAAAUACUUUACGAUGGUGUGAAUCAAAAUUGUAUUUAUUCAGUUACCAGACGAUAUCUAAACAUUGUUCUACUAAAUGCUGCCGAGAAAUAUUCCGAAGUAAGUCUCCAUUUCAACAAAAAAGUCGUGGAUGCGGAUUUAGAUGAUGGAAAGUUGACGAUAUUGGACACGAGAACUCGAAAGAUAGAGAAAGUGGAAGCUGAUUUAAUAAUAGGAGCCGAUGGUGCUUACUCGAUCAUCAGAAGAACAAUGGCGAAGAAGCCGCGGUUCAACUGUAGUCAAACUUAUAUUGAACAUGGCUAUCUUGAAUUAUUCGUCCCUUCUGGAAAAAAUAAUGAGUUUAUGAUGAGUAACAAGCAUCUUCAUAUUUGGCCACGAGGAGAAUUCAUGAUGAUAGCUUUGCCCAACGACAACUGUACUUUUACUGUUAAUUUAUUCGCCCCUUUCUUAACUUUGGACAAGCUAAAAACACCUCAGGAUCUUUUGAGUUUCUGUGAAGAAUAUUUUCCUGAUCUAGUGGAAUUAAUUGGAAGGCAGAAGUUGGUUAAAGAUUAUUUCGAAAGGGAACCAAAACCUCUGAUUUCUAUCAAGUGCAAACCUUAUCAUGUUGGAAAAACGACCCUUCUUCUUGGGGAUGCUGCUCACGCUAUGGUGCCUUUCUAUGCCCAAGGAAUGAACACGGGUUUCGAGGAUGUUUUACUUCUGGACGAGUUAAUGGAACGUUAUAACUCGGAUUUCAGCAAAAUUCUUCCAAAAUUCUCGGAAUUAAGAUGCGAAGAUGCACAUGCCAUUUGCGACCUUGCUAUGUACAAUUACGUCGAGAUGAGAGAUUUGGUGAGGAAGAAAUCUUUCCUCGUUCGAAAAUAUAUAGACACGUUUCUCUAUAAACGAAUUCCAAAAACAUGGAUACCUCUCUACAGUACAAUACACUUCUCGAGAAUGAGGUUUCGCGAUUGCAUCGCGAACAAGCAGUGGCAGGAUAAGGUGGGUCGAAACAUUAUGAAGAAAAUCAACAAUCGAAUAAGAAUUAUUCAAAAUGUACUCGAACAAUUAUCUUUUUACAGGUAUUACGCAGAACCGCUUGGUGCACGAUAUUCUUAAUCAUAGCUAUAUUAAUGGCGUCUUUCAUCGAAGUAUCCGCAAAGAAAAGUAUUUUGUAU
Apis laboriosa (Himalayan honeybee) is the source of this 1514-nucleotide messenger RNA. It is a transcript of the gene cn, whose product is annotated as kynurenine 3-monooxygenase. The record is from RefSeq and is a predicted model, not a curated record. The coding region runs from base 313 to 1455 and encodes 380 amino acids. NCBI's taxonomy places the organism in Eukaryota, Metazoa, Arthropoda, Insecta, Hymenoptera, Apidae. The transcript has 10 exons. Gene Ontology annotation, molecular function: FAD binding; NAD(P)H oxidase H2O2-forming activity; kynurenine 3-monooxygenase activity. Gene Ontology annotation, biological process: NAD+ metabolic process; quinolinate biosynthetic process; L-tryptophan catabolic process. Gene Ontology annotation, cellular component: mitochondrial outer membrane.